Molecule: messenger RNA, 1185 nt
Organism: Cladophialophora immunda
Lineage: Eukaryota; Fungi; Ascomycota; Eurotiomycetes; Chaetothyriales; Herpotrichiellaceae
Exons: 1
Coding region: 1-1185 (394 amino acids)
Biological process (GO): peptidyl-arginine methylation
Cellular component (GO): nucleus; cytoplasm
Molecular function (GO): protein arginine N5-methyltransferase activity
Source: RefSeq, a predicted model, not a curated record
AUGGCGACAUCCCCAGUGGCUGGAGGCAAUGGGAGCACCUCCGACGACAACAUCCGUGAAAUCAUCCGUGCCUCGGCCAGCCACGACGCACGGGCACUGCAAAGGUGUAUCGAUCAAUAUUCCUUCCCAGACUGCAAGGUUGUCGAUGUGCAAGAUCCGACCACCGGCUUCUCGCCGCUACAUGCCGCGAUAUCCGCCUGUGCUACGCAAGUCAAUGGAGAUUCCACUCCUUCCUCGCACAAUGAAGAGAGCGGAACGCGGUUUCUCAAGUUCUUGCUCGAGAAUGGCGCGAUCUGGAACCAGCUAGACAAGAAUGAUGAGACCCCAGGAUGUAUUGCCUAUCGCCUGAGCCUGCAUGAGCUCUAUCAGAUCAUGGUUGAUGCAGGAGUCCGUGCCGAGAUGGUCCUCAACCGCCUGGAAGGAUACGAGAGACUGCAUGACGAUGAAGACGGUGAGGACAUCGAUGGGCCCGAAGAUUCGCAGCGUCAGGACAUUUCGGAAGCAAACACUUCACAGGAACAUGUCACUAGCUCUGUCUACCUCUCUUCAGCGCUAUCACUCGGCGACAAUAGCCUUCUGGAUGAACAACAAAACGGUGUCAUGAUGGCAUGGGAAAGCGAGAUUAUGCUUCAGUCUGCAAACGCUCUGCUAUCAGAGCCGGGAUUGAAGAUCUUAAACAUCGGCUUUGGCAUGGGCAUCAUCGAUACGCACAUCCAAAACCAUGCAAACAAACCCGCUAGUCAUCAUAUCGUGGAAGCUCAUCCGGACGUUCUCAGUAGCAUGGAGAGGAACGGCUGGAUGGACAAACUCAAUGUGGUCGUGCACAGAGGGAAAUGGCAGCACAUUCUUCCACAACUUAUUGCAGAAAACGAGACCUUCGACGCCAUCUACUUCGACACCUUCGCCGAGCCAUAUAGCGCCUUUCGCGAUUUCUUCUCGGAGCAGGUGAUCGGCCUCCUGAACCAGAACGGGCGGUGGUCUUUCUUCAACGGCAUGGGUGCCGAUAGGCAGAUCAGCUACGACGUAUAUCAGAAGGUCGUCGAGUUCGAUUUGUUUGAAUCCGACUUCGACGUGGAGUGGGAGACCCUUGAGCUCCCCAACCUGACCCGGGAAUGGGAAGGCGUCCGCCGAAAAUACUGGAACAUCGACCGCUAUCGACUCCCAAUCUGCAAAUUUAUGGAUUGA